AUGACUGUACUGCCACUUAAGACUGACAGCUGUACUAGAAAACACCCUUUUAUUCAACCAGGCAAGGUCCUAAGUCCUGGAGCUCCGGGGCGCUCAGGGCUCUGCGCUCUCUGCACCCCAGUUCUCCCCUCCUCCCGCCCUCGGGACUCUGCGGGAGUCGGUGUAGGGCGCGGGGAAGCCCAGGCUGCCUGCACUCUGGCGUCCUUCGCCUCCCCGGGAUGUCAACGCAGGACACGGGGUCGCCGCCGGCCCCCUCUCCACAAGCCCGGCCACGCGAGCACCGGGGCCCCGCGAAGGCUUUCCGGCUGCGCUGGGCCUAGUCGCCCCCACGGGCCUCCAGCCUCUCGGGGGGCGCGGGAAGAAGGCGGAGGCCCGAGAGCGCCGGUGGAGGCGGCGCCAGGGGGCCGGUUGCUGUGGUGCGAGCGCUGCCUCCAGGCCCCUACCGGCAGCGGGAGCAAGGGUCGCGCCCGGGACAGCGUCGCGCCGCACUCACCCUGGGCAGCGGCCGCCGCCGCUUCACCAUGGCCGGGGCAGUCGUCCCUGGCCGAAAGAAUCCUCCUCCUCCUCGUCCUCCUCUUCCUCCUCGUCCUCCUCUCCUGCGGAGGGCACCGCUGCGACGCCUCGCACUCCCCAAGAGGCAGCGGUCGCUGCGGCAGCGGCGGCUCUCGAGGCCCAGCGUCCGCCCGAGCCGCUGCAGCCACGCGGGCCCGGGAAAGCGCCGCCGAGCCGGCUCGGGGGUGCAGGCUGCGGCGGGACGACCGAGGUGCUGCGGGCGCGGAUCCUCGGCGGAGCCUCCAGCGUCGCGGUGGCCCCUCCAGCCACCCGCGCCACUGGGCCACAGCGCCCCCUGGACCCCACGUCCAGCUACGGCGCGGGGACUGCGGCGGCAGAGCCGGGCACGAGCGGCAGGGAACGCGAAGGAGCGCGGCCUGGGGGUGGCGGGGGCCCGCGCGUCCUGCACCGCCCGCGGGCGGAGGCCCGCCCCUGACGACGCUUCCCGGGAGCCGGAAGCCCGCGGCUCCCACCAACCCCGGGCGGUCCCCACCCUCAUCAGACCUCAGCCCCUGUCCCGGCUCUCCAGAAGAUGUUGCUGCCAAUAAAUUUACUGAUUGUUAAUCUCUGUCUUGAUGUGUGCUUCCUGGGGGACCUGAACUGACACAGCCAUCCAAAAAGGGGAAAUUGUGGAUCCGGAAUGUGCUUUGCCUAGAACUGGGAAGAGAAGCAGCAGUUAAGGUGGAUGAGAAGAUGUCUACAGAUGAGUUAUCAGUGCUACUUCCUUCUUUGUCCAUUUUAUCUCUAAAACAUGAAUUUUAAUUUACUUUAACAUUAGUAUAUGCAAACUUGAAAAAUGAAAUAAGCUAAAAUUAAAGCAUCUAAUUGAGCAAGGCCAUUAGUAAUAUAAAAAAUGACUAUGUAGUCUAGUAAAUUAGUUUUUGUGACUUUAUGCUUCAUUGGGUAGAGAGCACAAUCAAAGCUAUGGAAAAUUUGGCAUGUUGUGUCUUGGAUUUUCACUCUGUUUUAUUAGGCUCAGGCAAUAAGGUUUAGGGAAAUGACUCUCAUAACCAGCUGCCAAAUGAGUUUCAUUGUUGUGCUUUAUUGCCAACAUCCCAAAUCAUCCCUAAAUUCCAGAAGGGAUGAAAAAAAGGUGAUAAAAGGCAAAAUACUGCACAGCAAGGUAGGAAUCCUCUUGUUCCUGCAGGAUUGUCAGGUCAGGCAGACCCUGGUGCAGACAACCAGUGCACUGACAGAAAGCAGUUUUAUUGAUUAAACCAUCCAAUACAGAGACAUUUCUGUGUUGUGUUUAUUGAGUUCUUUGCUCUAUGACCAUGGUUAGUUAGAUUAUGGAGGUGGAGUCCCACCUCCAUAAUCCAUUGUAAGGUCUAAUCAGAUAAAACUGACAUUGCAACGUUUAUUCAUUACCUGGUAGUCAUUUGUUCCACAAAGCAUAUGCAAGAUAUAAAUUUUCAGCCAGAUGUGGUGGCGCAUGCUUGUAAUCCCAGUGCUUGGGGGCUGAAGCAGGAGGACUGCUGAGUUUGAAGCCAGCUUAGGCUACAUAAUGAGUUUCAAGGCCAGCCUGGACUACAUAGUGAAACCCUGUCUAAAAAAAAAGAAAAAAAUUUUUCUCAUGCUCAUUUUUUUUAAAGGAAAAAGUCCUAUUUUCACAAGAUUUUUGUCGUUUUUGUUGUUGUUAUCUACAGAAAGGAACUUUAUUCCUUGGCUUAUGUUUUGUUAAAUUUAAGAUAUAAAAAAUCUGAUCUAUAGUGUUCAAUCUGGAGAAACAGGAGCCUGGCAUUUAAAGACCAACCCACACCUUAUCCCAUAUCCCACAGUGACAUAGUCUUAUUAUACUUUGACAUAGUCUCAUACUUUUUUUUUAAAUAUGGGGGAUUGAACUCAGGACCUGGUGCUUGCCAGGCAUGUGCUGUGCCACUGAGCUGUAUCUACAGCCCCUCAUUAUACUUUAUUGGAAGAAUGAAGUUGCAAAAUUUAGAGUUGUGUUUGGGUCUGAUUUCCAAACCCAUGUUCCUUUUCACCAGUACCUGGCCUUGAUGUUGUUACAACCACAACUUUCUCAGUCCCAUGCACACUUGAGAGGCACAGGUGCUAAUAAGGAAAACAGAAAACUGUUAAGUUUUGUGCAAAGCUGGAGCAUGAGCCCUUUGUUAAUGCUAAAUAAUAGAAAUGAUCCACCAGUGGCAAUGUGCUUAGAAUUUUUUUUUUUUGUCUUUUUCCUUUUUAUCAGUACCAGGGAUCGAACUCAUGACUGCCUGCUUGCAAGGCAGGCGCUUAUGCUGCUGAGCUAAAUCGCCAGCCCCAAUGUGCUUAGAAUUUAUAGAAUCAUGCAGAAUCUCAGACAAUGGGGAAGACUAUUAAGUCAUCAAGUCCAGGGGUUUUGCAACCAUGUCAUAUGUCAGGUACUAGAGCUCCUGGAAGUCAUGGCACUUUUUGCAAGACAUCAAAUUUUUAUUUUUAUUUAUUUAUUUUUUUGGUACUGGAAAUUGAACUCAGGACCUUGCACUUGCCUAGCAGGCUCUGUGCCAUUGAGCUAUAUCCCCUGCCCAACAUCACAGAUUUCUGAUAGCUAGUAUCAGUAUAUAAAUUAACGAUAAUUUGCCUAACAGGUACAGUGUGGUGUAAUGGGAAAAAGGAGGUAAUGAAGUUUCACAGAUCUGACUUUUCCACUCACUAAAUUGUGACCUUGAUAAAUUAGUUUUUUCUAUGCCUCUGAGCUAUCAUAUGGAAAAGAGAAAAAUCCCUGUUGCAGGGGUGUGAAGGAUUUCUUUGAUAAAUAUGUGUAUAUAAUAUGUAAUAUUUGCCCCUUAAUAAAUGAUAGUAACAGAUCCACGGUUCCUUACACAAAAUGCUUGGAGUCCUGUUUGUUUUAGAAUGAGAAUUUUGUUUUUAGUUUUAAAAAUACAACAUGGAUAUAUAAAUAUAAAUAAUUUAUAAUAUAAAUAAUAUAAAUAAUACCCCUCACUGAGUCUGAGGCAGUACCCCAAAAUUUAACACUUUGUUUUGUAGAGUUCGCAUCAAAUGUAUUAAAAAUACUUCAAACCAUUUUGAAAUGAAUUAGGACUUUGGGCUUCUGGAUAAGGGGUUAUAAAUAUGCAUUAUUACUUGAAGAUAAUAUAAUUACCAUGAUUUAGGUUUCCAUAGGUUAAGAUUUUUUUUUUUAUCAGUACCAGGGAUCAAACUCAUGACUGUGCACUUGCAAAGCAGGCGCUUACGCCGCUGAGCUAAAUCCCCAGCCCUCAAGUUUUUUUUUUUUUGAGGUACAGUGAUCAAACUCAGGUACUUGUGCUCUACCAUUAAGCUACGUCCCCAGGCCUCUGUUUUUGUUUUUCAUGAAGGAUGCUGUUGGGGCCUUCUUUUUGUUUAAUUUUUAUUUAUUUAUUUUAUUGGUAUUGGGGAUCAAACUCACAACCAUGCACUUGCAAGGCAGGCACGUAUGCUACUGAGCUAAAUCCCUGACCCUGUUGGGGCCUUCUGAAUGUUUUUUACCAGUUAAUACAGUCAUCCUGCUGCUGCUGCCAGUGUUGGCUAGUAAAAGCACGUGGCUGUCCCAUGGAGUCUUGCCUUUAACCAGACAGGAUCUGUCUCUCUUGAGGGAUAAAGAAGUCAGUAGCUACCUGACAAAGUCUCUUGUCUCAAGGGACUAAUUUUGGGGUGCCAUUCUAUUCUUGUUUCAGAGUUUUACUGUGGGUUAGACUGAAACUGGUUUUGGAAUCCAUGCUUUCUUAGUUUUCUCCACAUGUCAGAUUGGUUCCAAAGGGUUUUUUUUUUUUUUUUAAGACAGAUUUUCACUAAACAGCUCAGACUGACCUUAACUCAUCUCAUUAUGUAGCACAGGCUGGCCUCAAACUUUUGGCAAUCUUCCUGCCUCAGCCUCUUGUCUACUAGAGUUAUAGGCAUGUACCCCCAUAACCAACACUCCUAUUUUUCUUAAGAGUAAAUUGUUCAGUAAAUCACUUAAACCAGAACCCGUAUUUCUGUCUCUACUUCUAGAAAAUCCAACCUAAGACAUUUAGUACUAAGAGUAGUCCUAGAAAGCAGACCCUAAGGAACAAAUUCUGGAGUUGGAUCAUUCAAGGGCUAGACAGCAAUCUGGUGGGUGAAGUGCGAGAAUUCUUGUCAUAUUAGACAUAUUGCAAAUUUUUUUUACUUGUAGUGGGCUGGGGUGGCUUGCAAAUGGAAAGAAAGGAAUGCUCAGUCUACCUGGUGCAAUGUCUUAGGCAUUUGAGAAAUAUAUGGUGAAUAACAACUAUAGCAAUUGUGAAAUUGGGUUAUUAUUAAAGUGUUCAACAUGAUGAAAGAAAAAACAAUGGAGUUCAGGCUAGUAAAUAAUAAUUUAAAGUAAGUGAUACCUCAUUGGUAGCUUUUCUUUUUGUUUUGGUAUUGGGGAUUGAACUCACACUUGCCAGGGAAGUGCUUACGCCACUGAGCUAAAUCCCUGCCCCUUAUUGGUAGCAUUUAAAGAGAUUCUUACCUCACUGAGUCAGUAAACAGACAACUAAUUACUAGACAGAAUUCAAAAGUUGGGAGAUUUUGGAAAAGGCUCAUUUUCUUUUUCUUUUCCUUUUUUUUUUCCUUUUGCUACUGGGGAUCAAACUCACAACCUCGAGGCACUAACAUCACUGAGCUAAAUCCCCAGCCCUAAAAAAGGCUGAAUUCUUAGCCUGUGAGGAGGCAUGACUCUUCAAAAAGUUGGUUCCUAAUAGGGAAGAAGCAGGAUCCUGAGAUUUAAGUUAAGGAUACUGCAUGUAGAUCCAUUUGAGGAACUUGGAUCCCAAAAUUUCUCUGACCCAUCUCGCCUUAUAGAAGUAACUCACUGUCUCAAGUGAGAAGAUGAAUGCCCAUUCCCUCCCCUCUGUUUGUCUUUUUUUUUUUUUUCUAUCAGUACCGGGGAUCGAAAUCGAGACUGCCUGCUUGCAAGGCAGGCGCUUAUGCCGCUGAGCUAAAUCCCCAGCCCCUCCCCUCUGUUUAUAAACAUAUAAUUGCAAUGGCAUACAUAGAAACUGGCAGGACCCUGACAUUAGUUGAUAGACACGUAGACUAAAAGCUACUGUAGUAGUAAGCAAGACCAAGUGGAAGCCCUGGAAAGUACUCUCACAAUGGCCAAGAUAAUAAUGAAAAAAACCUAUCACAUUCUAGAAUUACAAAAUUUAGUUCUUCCCUCAAAACUUCCAAGAAUGCAGAAAUGAUGAUUCCUAUCAUAUUCCCAUACAAUUUACCAGUUUGGUCUUUGGAAAAACUGAUAGAUAUGGCAAAAGACAAAUAACUCUAACCAUAUCUGUUCUGCCAAGCAUGAGAGAAACACAGCUCAGGAACAUCUUAUACAGCCAGUGAGAUGGCAAAUGUGUUCUUUCCCACAUUGAUCUGCAUGAGACACUCACAGAGCAGGCCAAAGCCUGCAUUUGUGAUCUCAGCGUAAGGUUAAUGUUCACAUGUUCUCUAACAUAUAGUCCAAAGGGAUCUGAACUGUUUGGCCAUUUGCAGAACAUCACAUUGGUCCAGAACAUCAAUGCUAUAAAAUUUAUUAAACCUAAUAAGAAGUUAAUGGCAAGUACUCUAAAUCUUUGGUAGGACACAUGGAACUCAGAGUAUGGGACAGAAAUUAAAAAAAAUUAGAAGCCUGCCACAUCAGUGAAAUGGCCCUAAGGGUUUGAUGAUCUGAAGCAUUCCAGGAUAUUCCCUUGGAAGUAAAGAACAUUUACUAUUCCUCUUUGGGUUUUAAAGCUCAUAGAUUUUGCACUUGAGAACACUGUUGUGAUCUAUUGGACAGUGGACUGGUAGUUUGGGGCCCAAAGUAAAAAUGAUGCUGAGGGGCUGGGGAUGUAGCUCAGCGGCAUAAGUACCUGCCAUGCAAGCAGCAAGUUGUGAGUUUGAUCCCCGGUACUGAUAAAAAAGAAAAAGACAAAAAAAAAUUUUUAAAAAAAAAUGAUGCUGAAAGAUCAAGGCUGAGGUCUGAGUAACCCUACUGCUUGGGCUAUAUGACUUGACAGCUUUUAUAACGCUUGAGGUAUCUGGGGUAGAAAGUGACACUACAAAAAUUCUGGCCACCAUCUGGUUUAUUUAUUUAUUUAUUUUUUAUUUUUUUAUUUUUGGCUUUUUCAUUUUUAUCGGUACCAGGGAUCGAACUCACGACUGCCUGCUUUCAAGGCAGGCGCUUAUGCCGCUGAGCUAAAUCCCCAGCCCCUACCAUCUGGUUUAAAUAUUCAGUCAUUCAGCAGGCAUGGUAGUGCAUGCCUGAAAUCCUUGCACUCAGGAGGCUGAGGCAGGAGGAUUGCCAUGAGUUCGAGGUCAGUAUGGAUGACACAGAGACUUCAGGGCCAGCCUGAACUACAAAAAACCAAAUCAAACCAAAACCAGAACCAAACAAAAACAAAAACAAUAGGGCUGGAGAUUUAGCUCAGUGGCCUAAACACCUGCCUGGCAAGCACGAGGUCAUGAGUUCAAUCCCUGGUAACAAAACAAAAACAAAAUCUUCAAAUAAAUAUUUUGUCAUUUCUGAAUUGAUUCAAAAUUUACCAAAUAUGUAUUUAUCAAACACCAGAUAUUGCAGACAAAAUGUAAUAGAUAUUGUAGACAAAAUUAAUAAAACCUAUUCCAUUCCCAAGAAGCUCAUUCUAAUUUUACUCUAUCUGUAUGCUAUUUAAUUCACCUAUUUAUUUCCUCUCCUGACAUUUAUAAGGGUGCAGGUGGUAAGCAGCAGCCAAAAUGGGAGAAAAAUUUGAGAAUAAGUUUAUUAACUAAAAUAUAUUGCAAAUUGGUCCAGACCAUUAUCUAUCAUUUGAAAGGUAUUUUAUUUUGGUACCAGGAAUCGAACUCAGGAUACUGCACUUGCCAGGCAGGUGCUGUGCCAAUGAACUAUAUCCCUGCCCCAUUAUCUAUGAUUUGAAUAGGUUACAUUGAUCAUGUUUUAGUACUAAAAAUUAUACUGCCUACUAGGUAUCAUAUAUUUCAUAUACAUUUAUUUUCUCCCAAUAAUUCUGCAAGUAUUAAUAUCUAUCAUGUUCCAUAAGUUUUUACUAAGGUUUGGGAAGUUAAGUCACGUAAGUAGUAGUAAAGAUCUGCCCAGUGUGCAGCAGCUGCAGGCAGCAACCUCCUCCUAGUGUACACAGCCUGUUGCUUAUAGGGGCUGCCUCAAAGGACCUUGCAGACACUGCUUCUGAUGGAUGUUCGCAUAUCUGACCACCUGCUACCCCCAAUCCAGGCUCCAGACUGGCAUGCAGGAUGCCUUGGAGAAGCCCCAGGGCACAGUGGCAAGGGAUCGCAGUGGACAGGUCAUCAUGUCUAUCUGUACCAAGCUGCAGAACAAAGAGCAUGUGAUCAAUGCCCUGUGCAGGGCCAAGUUCAAGUUUCCUGGGCGCCAGAAGAUCUGUAUCUCCAAGAAGUGGGGCUUCACAAAGUUCAAUGUAGAUGAAUUUGAAGACAUGGAGGCUGAGAAGUGCCUCAUUCCUGAUGGCUACGGGGUGAAAUACACCCCGAAUCCGUGGUUCCCUGGACAAGUGGUGGGCCUUGCACUCCUGAAGGCUUCCACUGCUCCCCCCGCAAUAGCAAGCUGAUCUAUAAAUCUUCUCUGCCUUACUUUUAAAAAAAAUCAAACAGAAUAGAACCAAUAAAAACAAAACAAUUAAUGCAAUAAAGGACUUCAAAACAAGAUAAGAAUAAAUCCAAAAUGGCUACCAUAAUGUAUCUUAUCUUUGGAAUAGCUGCCCACAUCAUUGGAUAUAGUAAAAUCAAACACAGCAAAGCAGAAUAAAACCCAACCCAACAAAACAAUGAAAAUGAUACAGUACUUCAAAACAAAAUCAUAGGGAAUUAACAGUGGCUACCACCUUCAGAAGUAGAUUCCCCACAGACGCUAUACUGCAUAUUGUUAUCCUCUGAAAAGAUGAUCAGACCAGCUUUAGACCUGCAAAGUCAGUGAAACAUCUAAUACUAUAAGCAUUACACUUUUUUUUUUUUUUUAACCUCAGUAGCAAUCACUGAAGCCGUGUUUCUUCCAGAU
Molecule: messenger RNA, 8512 nt
Organism: Cavia porcellus (domestic guinea pig)
Lineage: Eukaryota; Metazoa; Chordata; Mammalia; Rodentia; Caviidae
Product: collagen alpha-1(I) chain-like
Exons: 4
Coding region: 1-1116 (371 amino acids)
Source: RefSeq, a predicted model, not a curated record